ACCAACAACAAACACAUGUGAAAGGGUAAACUGUACUUUGAAGUUUGUCCGGUUUUGAAAUUGUUCCGUUAUGGCUGACAUGCCGGAAAAGAGUGUGUUAUCGAUCCAGAGUACUGUAGUUUUUGGAUAUGUCGGAAAUAAAAGUGCCGCUUUUCCUUUGCAGGUCUUAGGAUUUGAUGUCAGCACUAUCAAUUCAGUGCAGUUUUCCAAUCACACAGGUUACAAAUGUUUUAAGGGACAGGUGCUGAAUAGUGAUGACUUAGCAUGCUUGUUUGAUGGUUUGAAAGAAAACAACAUCAGCUCAUUUUCACAUAUACUAACAGGGUACAUAGGGUCCAAAUCAUUCCUAGAAAAAGUAGCAGACAUUGUGGUAGAUUUAAAGACAAGUAACCCGUCUCUCCUGUAUGUGUGUGAUCCUGUAAUGGGGGAUCAUGGUAAAAUGUAUGUCCCUGAGGAGUUACUUCCAGUUUACAUUGAGAAAAUUUUACCCAUAGCUGACAUAGUUACACCAAACCAGUUUGAGGCUGAAAAACUAACUGGAGUAGAAAUUAGCAAUGUAGAGGAUGCCAUUAAAGCAAUGCAGAUUCUACACAGCAAAGGGCCAAAGACUGUGGUCAUUAGCAGUAGUGAGUUUGCUACUGAUGGUACCAUUAUAUGCCUGGCUAGCACAGUGACCAAUGGUUGCAAAGAAGUAUAUAAAGUACAAUUUGAAAAGGUACCUGCCAUUUUUGUUGGGACUGGGGACUUAUUUGCUGCUUGCCUGCUGGCAUGGUUGGAAAAAGACAAAAAUCUAAAGCUGGCUCUUGAGAAAACCAUUUCAACCCUUCAAAAUGUCAUCAAACGAACACUGGACAGGGCUAGAGUUCUUGCAGGAGAAGGAAAUGCACCUACUCCAGCUCAGAUGGAAUUACAACUGGUACAGAGUAAAGCGGUCAUAGAAAACCCACCCCUUAGUCACACUGCAGCAGUGUUAUAACUAAUGUACAUUUUAGGUAACUAGUCAUCCCUCAAGUACCAAGGACAACCAUUGGGCAUUCAGUGACACCAAUUACUUACACUAUAUCUAUUUUGUGUGAUAUUUGUACAUGUGUAAAUGUAUCUGUUGAUCAUUUUAUUUUUAUUUCAUGAGGCAUGUGUGGUAUAGAAUUGUAUUUUUGACCAAAGACAGUUUGACUAUUGUUUGUUUAUUAACAGCUUGAAUACUCAAGGCAAAACAAGUGUUGGAAUGAGUUAUUAGCAGAUUAUGUUCAUUUAUAUGAUUUGAUACAUGUAUUAGGGUUUAUUGAAUUUUAUUUGGGAAUUGAGACCUUGUGAGCUUUGUGAUCAAAUGAAUUAUUUAUUUAUCAGAUAUUCACAUAUUAAUUAUUGUGUUGCUUCAAAUGAAAUUAUGAAGGAAGAUUUCAUGAAUUACAUGUGAAUAUUACAGUAUUUUAAAUAAUUAAAAUUUUAAAUAGCACUUGUAUGUUUAAAAAAAAAAGUGUUUAUUGUGUUCUCCAUAUUCUGUAGGUUCUAUAUAAACUUUAAAAACACGAUGAAGAAAUGAUAAUAUAGGUAAAAAUAAAGAUUAACAAAUUUUCACAGUUUAAAGGGUUACACCAUUUUAAAUUUUAUCUCCUCUACAAAGGGAAAAGAAAAAACCCCACCUGUACAGGGUUUUGCUUUUAACUAACAAAGCAGGGUAUGCAUAUACAUUGUAUAUAUUUUUUUUUAUAAUUUGUUGAAAUAAAUUUUGUCUAUGAACAAUUUUUGUCAUCCUACAGAAAAAGAAUAUUAUCC
This is a messenger RNA of Saccostrea echinata, 1776 nucleotides long. Its product is annotated as pyridoxal kinase-like. Gene Ontology annotation, cellular component: cytosol. Bases 71 to 976 code for a protein of 301 amino acids. The record is from RefSeq and is a predicted model, not a curated record. The transcript has 10 exons. Gene Ontology annotation, biological process: pyridoxal 5'-phosphate salvage. NCBI's taxonomy places the organism in Eukaryota, Metazoa, Mollusca, Bivalvia, Ostreida, Ostreidae. Gene Ontology annotation, molecular function: pyridoxal kinase activity.